UGGGUGAGAGGACCCUCCUGGUGUUUCCUCUACUGAGUGCUCUGGCUCAAUGGGGCUGUGUUUUGCCCUCCCAUUGGCUGCACUGGCCAGCUGCCUGCUUCCUGUGGACUGUUGUAUCACAUGUGACCCGACAGUCAUAGCAGCAGUAAAGUCCUUGGAGACAGACUACCUGCCUGGACACUUGGAUGACAAAGGUCACAAAAAAGUGAUGGAUAUUGUACACAAAACUCUGAACGAAUUCAAGGAACUGCCGAUUAAAGAGGGUUCCUAUAUGGGAGCCGUAGAUGAAAAAACAAUAAAACACGCAGCCUCGAAUUUCUUGAGGGAGCUGAAAGUCAUCACAGACAGUGAUGUAGAAGGGGAGGAAUUCGUGAGGCAGUUGUACUGGAUGUUGGACAAGGAAAAGGGGGAUUUUAUGCACGAGUCUGCUCAGUUCCUGAAGGAGGCAGCGCUGGACGUCUUCAUGCUGUGCAACGCGCUGGAUCAACUAGCCAAGGCCAGAGUGGGCAGCAGCGAGUGGCGGCUGGAGCACCUGCCUGUGCUGGGCUACUCGGAGCGCCCACUGCUGGUGCAGGAGCUGUGGCGUGCUGCUUGGAGCAGGAAACCUUCGGGGGCUGCGGUCAGUGAUGGUACCUGUGCCCUUUUGUGGCAGCCAGAGAAGAACCGUUCCAGAGUUGCUCCUGGUGGGGAGGCGCUGACCAGUCCUGGUUCAGCUGGUUGCAGGGGCGAGGAGAGCUGGGAAAACUUGCCCUUCUGGCGCAUCAUGUCAGAGCUGAGCCUGCAUGGGCCACGGAAUGCAGGGAAGGACUUGGCCCUGCUCACUCAGUGCAACCACACUACCGUGACCGUUGGCACCUUUGGCUUCUGGGCUGCCUACCUGGCUGGUGGAGACACUGCCUACUUUACCAACUUUGCCCUGCCAGACUCAGAGUUCCUGAAGAUUUGGGAGGAUGGUUCUGAGACCUUGCUGUACCAGGGAAAGAACCCCAUCUUCACCAUUACCUCAUUAACUCAAAAGAAUACUGGCACCUACCGCUGUGAACUGGGUACAAAGACCACUGGCCCAUCCACGAUCAUUCAUUAUCUCGUCACAGUUUUGCCCCCAAAUGCUACAGAGGAGACACCAACAACAAGCAUCCUCUUUGGGAGUGAGACAGAGUCAGGGACACAGGGUGCAAAUGUCACUGGUGAGACCAGUCCAGCCAUCCCUGGUGGGACAGGCCCAGCUUCCCCAACGGUCCAGGGUGAGACGGGCCCAGGGGUUCAGGGUGAGACGGGCUCAGGGGUUCAGGGUGAGACAGCCCCACUCCAGGGUGAGACGGGCCCAACAGAACAGGGUGAGAUGGGCCCAAACCAGGAAGAUACGGGCUCAACAGAACAGGCCGAGACUGCCCCACUCCAGGAUGGUAUGGGGUCACUGGCCCAAGGUGAGACGGCCCCUCAAGUCCAGGGUGAGUCGGGCCCACUCCAGGGUGAGAUGACAUCUCCAGACCUGGUUGAGACGGCUCCAGUUGAGGCUGAGACAGCUCCACUUGAGGCUGAGACAGCCCCACUUCAGGGUGAGACAACCCAGCCGGCCCAGGGUGAGACGACCCAGCCGGCUGAGAGUGAGACGACCCAGUCGGCCCAGGGUGAGACAACUCAGCCGGCCGAGAGUGAGACGACCCAGCUGGCCCAGGGUGAGAUGACCCAGCCGGCCCAGGGUGAGACGACCCAGCCAUUCCAGGUGGAGACUGCCCCACUGCAGGGUGAGAUGGCUCCAGGUGAAGGUGAGAUGGCCUCCCAGUUCCAGGGUGAGACAAACCAGGUUGAAACAGCACCACUGGAGGAGGAGACAGCCCCGCCAUUCCAGGAAGAGACUGCCCCACUUCAGGGUGAGAUGGCUCCAGGUGAAGGUGAGGCGGCCUCCGAGGUCCAGGGUGAGGCAGCUCCACCAAACCAGGAUGAAAUGGCACCAUUCGAAGAGGAGACAGAACCAGGCGAAUUUGAAAUGGGCCAACCACUCCAGAAUGAGAUGGCCCCAGGACAGGGUGAGAUGACUCCCCCAGAACAGGUAGAGACUGCCCCACUGCAGGGUGAGAUGACUCCCCCAGGCCAGGCUGAAACUGCCCAAUUCCAAGGUGAGAUGGCCACACCAGUCCAGGGUGAGACAUCUGCAGCUCAGGGUGAGACUGCCUCACCAAUCCAGGCCGGGAUGGCCCAACUCCAGAAUGAGGCAGCCCUCAUCCAAGAUGAGACAGCCCCAUUCCUGGGAGAGACGGCCCCACUUGUAGGUGACAUGGCUCCACUUGAGGAGACCUCAGUACGCCCGAAUCCAGGAGAAUUGGAGUCUUCGACCACGAACCAACAGCCUGAGCAGGCCAAGGGCACCGGCGCCCCCUCCUGGCGGCCACAGAAGAAUCGCUCCCGUGCAGCUUCUGGUGGGGCCGCACUGGCCAGUCCUGGUCCUGGGUCUGGAUCUGGGGUCCCCCCUGGAUCUGGGGGCAAGGAACGCUCGGAGAACUUGUCCUUACGGCGCAGUGUGUCAGAGCUGAGCCUGCAGGGUCGGAGAAGGCGGCAGCAGGAACGCAGGCAGCAGGCACUUAGCAUGGCCCCAGGGGCAGCUGAUACCCAAAUAGUACCUGCAGACCCCGGGGAUUUUGAUCAGUUGACUCAGUGCCUCAUCCAGGCCCCCAGCAAUCGCCCCUACUUUCUACUGCUCCAGGGCUAUCAGGAUGCCCAGGACUUUGUGGUGUAUGUCAUGACAAGGGAGCAACACGUUUUUGGCAGAGGCGGGACCUCCUCAUCCCGCUGCGGGUCCCCGGGCCCAUACGUGGACACUUUCCUCAAUGCCCCUGACAUACUGCCACGCCACUGCACAGUUCGUGCGGGCCCUGAGCCCCCAGCCAUGGUGCGCCCUUCCCGUGGAGCUCCGGUUAUGCACAACGGGUGUCUUCUGCUGAGAGAGGCCGAGCUGCACCCAGGUGACCUGCUAGGGCUGGGCGAGCACUUCCUGUUCAUGUACAAGGACCCCCGCACCGGGGGUUCUGGGCCGGCCAGACCCCCCUGGCUUCCUGCGCGUCCCGGGGCCACACCCCCAGGCCCCGGCUGGGCCUUCUCCUGCCGUUUGUGCGGCCGUGGUCUGCAAGAGCGUGGGGAGGCGCUGGCCGCUUACCUGGACGGCCGGGAGCCGGUCCUGCGUUUCCGACCUCGCGAGGAGGAAGCACUGCUGGGCGAGAUCGUGCGGACCGCGGCCUCUGGAGCGGGAGACCUGCCACCGCUGGGGCCUGCCACGCUGCUGGCGCUCUGCGUGCAGCACUCGGCCCGAGAGCUGGAGCUGGGCCACCUACCGCGCCUGCUGGGCCGCCUCGCCAGGCUCAUCAAGGAGGCCGUCUGGGAAAAAAUUAAGGAAAUUGGAGACCGUCAGCCAGAGAACCACCCUGAGGGGAUCCCCGAAGUGCCCCUGACUCCAGAGGCUGUAUCUGUGGAGCUGCGGCCACUCAUGCUGUGGAUGGCCAACACCACUGAGCUGCUGAGCUUUGUGCAGGAGAAGGUGCUGGAAAUGGAGAAGGAGGCGGACCAGGAGGGUCUAUCCUCAGACCCACAGCUCUGCAAUGACUUGGAAUUAUGUGACGAGGCCAUGGCCCUCCUGGAUGAGGUCAUCAUGUGUACCUUCCAGCAGUCUGUUUACUACCUCACCAAGACUCUUUAUUCAACACUGCCUGCUCUCCUGGAUAGCAACCCCUUCACAGCUAGUGCCGAUCUGCCUGGGCCUGGUGCAGAGCUGGGGGCCAUGCCUCCAGGGUUGAGACCUACACUGGGCGUGUUCCAGGCAGCCUUGGAAUUGACCAGCCAGUGUGAGCUGCAUCCAGAUCUUGUGUCUCAGACUUUCGGCUACUUGUUUUUCUUCUCCAAUGCAUCCCUUCUCAACUCACUGAUGGAACGAGGUCAAGGCCGACCUUUCUAUCAGUGGUCCCGAGCUGUCCAAAUCCGAACCAACCUAGAUCUUGUCUUGGACUGGCUUCAGGGGGCUGGGCUAGGUGACAUUGCCACUGAGUUCUUCCGGAAACUCUCCAUUGCUGUGAACCUGCUCUGUGUGCCCCGCACCUCCCUGCUUAAGGCUUCAUGGAGCAGCCUACGAACUGACCACUCCACCCUGACACCUGCUCAGCUCCACCAUCUGCUUAGCCACUACCAGCUGGGUCCUGGCCGCGGGCCACCACCGGCCUGGGACCCUCCCCCAGCAGAGCAGGAUGCUGUGGACACAGGCGACAUCUUCGAAAGCUUCUCCUCUCACCCGCCCCUCAUCCUGCCCCUGGGCAGCUCACGCCUGCGCCUCACGGGCCCAGUGACAGACGACGCCCUGCACCGUGAACUGCGCAGGCUCCGUCGCCUCCUGUGGGAUCUUGAGCAGCAGGAGUUGCCAGCCAAUCACCGCCACGGACCUCCCGUAGCCUCGCCUCCCUGAAGACCAAUAGCAAAGGAGCGCGCGAACCUUGAAAAUUCUUGGGCUUCUACUCACGGGAGACCGACUGAAGGAAGAGCUUUCUGGGAGUUGUAGUUCCCGUCCCCGCGCGGAAAGCUGGGAGUUUGAAUUUUGGGGUAGUAACAGG
This is a messenger RNA of Urocitellus parryii (Arctic ground squirrel), 4592 nucleotides long. The record is from RefSeq and is a predicted model, not a curated record. Lineage: Eukaryota; Metazoa; Chordata; Mammalia; Rodentia; Sciuridae.